Messenger RNA from Leopardus geoffroyi (Geoffroy's cat), 8158 nucleotides. It is a transcript of the gene ZKSCAN5, whose product is annotated as zinc finger with KRAB and SCAN domains 5. Gene Ontology annotation, biological process: regulation of transcription by RNA polymerase II. Gene Ontology annotation, molecular function: RNA polymerase II cis-regulatory region sequence-specific DNA binding; DNA-binding transcription factor activity, RNA polymerase II-specific. NCBI's taxonomy places the organism in Eukaryota, Metazoa, Chordata, Mammalia, Carnivora, Felidae. The record is from RefSeq and is a predicted model, not a curated record.
CGUCGGAGACAGGCCCUGUGAGCUCUCCGCGGUGGUGAAGAGUAGGUUGCACGCUAAUGAAACUGCCCUUCAGAAGAUUUUAAAGAGCAGAAACCAGAUUUGAUCUGUGUGACACAGCUAACCUGGAGAGACAUCCCUCUGAGUUGGAAUGAUAAUGACAGAGUCUGGGGAAGUUAUAGACUUAGACCCUCCCGCUGAGACUUCACAGGAGCAAGAAGACCUUCUAAUAGUGAAGGUGGAAGAAGAAGACUGUACCUGGAUGCAAGAGUACAACCCUCCAGUGUUUGAGACUUUUUACCAGCGCUUCAGGCACUUCCAGUACCAUGAGGCAUCAGGCCCCCGGGAGGCCCUGAGCCAGCUCCGGGUGCUGUGCUGCGAGUGGCUGAGGCCCGAGCUGCACACCAAGGAGCAGAUCCUGGAGCUUCUGGUGCUGGAGCAGUUCCUGACCAUCCUACCGGAAGAGUUCCAGACCUGGGUGAGAGAACAUCACCCGGAAAGUGGAGAAGAGGCCGUGGCUGUGGUAGAAAAUAUACAGAGAGAGCUAGAGGAACGCAGACAACAGAUCGUGGUGUGUCCUGAAGUGCUUCCUCAGAAGAUGGUACCACCUGGAGUUGUUCAGGAGUCCCCCAGCCAGCAGCUCCUGUCUGUGGACCCCCCGUCUGAACAGGAGCCACAGAAGCCUCAUCUUCUGGAGGAGAAUGCCCUACCUGCUCUCCAAGUUCCUCCCCUUCCCCUGAAGGACAGCCAGGAGCUGACAGCCUCACUUCUCUCAGCUGGGUCCCAGAAGUUGGUGAAAAUGGAAGAUGUGGCUGAUGUGGCUGUAUCCUUCAUCCUGGAGGAAUGGGGACAUUUGGACCAGUCUCAGAAGUCACUCUAUAGGGAUGACAGGAAGGAGAAUUAUGGGAGUAUUCCUUCCAUGGAUUAUGAGUCUAGGAAUGACAACGUGGAACUCAUGGUAAAGCAGAUUUCUGAUGAUGCUGAAGCCCACUGGAUGACGUCAGCAAGCACCGAAAGAAAUGUUCCCCAGAGUCAAGGGUUUGGAGAAGUUAGUGACCUUCACGGCAUGGUAGAAAGGUGGCAGGUAAACCCUGCUGUGGGGAAAUCAAGGCAGAACUCUUCCCAGAAAAGAGAUCUUGGUGCCAUCACAGAUGCUAACCGUAAGCAAAAUACAAGCACAAGUGGCGAGAGAGGUCACAAAUGUAACGAUUGUGGUAAAUUUUUCCUUCAAGCCUCAAACUUCAUUCAACAUCGGCGAAUCCACACUGGAGAAAAACCGUUUAAGUGUGGUGAAUGUGGGAAAAGCUACAAUCAGCGUGUGCACCUGACACAGCAUCAGCGUGUCCACACUGGCGAGAAACCGUACAAGUGUCAGGUGUGCGGAAAAGCCUUCCGUGUGAGCUCGCACCUUGUCCAGCAUCACAGUGUGCACAGUGGGGAGAGACCCUACGGAUGUACCGAGUGUGGGAAAAACUUUGGCCGGCACUCCCAUCUGAUUGAGCACCUGAAGCGCCACUUCAGAGAGAAAUCCCAAAGAUGCAGUGACAAAAGAAGUAAGAAUACAAAAUUGAAUGUUAAGAAGAAAAUUUCAGAAUUUUCAGAAGCAGACGUGGAACUAUCAGGAAGAAUCCAAAGGAAUGCUUCUCAAGUGCAAGAUUUUGGAGAAGGCCAUGAACAUGCAGGCAAGUUGGAUAGAAAGCAGGGAGUUCCCAUGAAAGAGAUACUAGGACAGCCUUCUUCAAAGAGGAUAAAUUUCAGCGAAGUCACAUACGUGCACAAAAAAUCAUCCACAGGAGAGAGACCACAUAAAUGUAAUGAAUGUGGAAAAAGCUUCAUUCAGAGUGCACAUCUGAUUCAACAUCAGCGAAUACACACGGGGGAGAAGCCAUUUAGGUGCGACGAAUGUGGGAAAAGCUACAAUCAGCGUGUGCAUCUGACUCAGCAUCAGCGGGUCCACACUGGUGAGAAACCCUACACCUGUCAUUUAUGUGGGAAAGCAUUUAGAGUGAGGUCUCAUCUUGUUCAGCAUCAGAGUGUGCACAGCGGGGAGAGACCCUUUAAGUGUAAUGAGUGCGGCAAGGGCUUUGGGAGGCGGUCACACCUUGCUGGGCAUCUGAGACUCCACUCUAGAGAGAAAUCCCAUCAAUGCCAUGAAUGUGGAGAAAUCUUUUUUCAGUAUGUUAGCCUCAUUGAACAUCAGGUGCUCCACAUGGGUCAGAGAAAUGAAAAAAAUGGCAUUUGUGAGGAAGCAUAUAGUUGGAACUUGACAGUGAUUGAAGAUAAGAAGAUUGAGUUACAAGAGCAGCCUUAUAAGUGUGAUAUCUGUGGCAAAGCCUAUAGUUAUAGUUCAGACCUUAUUCAGCAUUACCGAACUCACACUGCAGAGAAAACCUAUAAAUGUGAUAUAUGUAGAGACAACGUUGGCCAGUGUUCCCACAUAAAACAUCAAAAACCCUACUCCAAUGUGAAAUCCCAUCAAUGUCAUGAAUGUGGCAGAGCCUUCACUCUAAAGUCCCAUCUUAAUCAGCAUCAGAGAAUCCAUACUGGUGAGAAACCCUUUCAGUGUAAAGAGUGCGGAAUGAGUUUCGGUUGGAGUUGCAGCCUCUUUAAACAUCUGAGAAGCCAUGAGAGGACAAAUCCCAUAAAUACCUUAAGUGUCUAGAUGUUUCUGGUGUAGAACAGCUCUUACUCAAGUUUAGGAAAGCCUUCCUAAGGGCAACCUUACUUCUAUAUUGAAUGUAAUAACAACAACUUCAAGCAUUUUCUCCAGCAUAACCGUCAAACCUACUGAUAUGUUGAAAUCCUUCAGUUAGAACUUAGGGACGCUGGAGAAUCCACAAUAAAUAGGUAUGUUUGCUUUCCCCAUCAAGAAAUGCUUUUGUUAGCAGCUUCAUGCUUAAGGAUCUAGACAAGAGAGCACCCAUGGAUAAUGGUGGAUGAAGGAAAGCCUUGAGAUGACACUCAUUCUUCUGUUGAAUCUCAGAAUGUUGACACUGAGAAAAGCCUCAUGAAUGCAGUAGAAAUAAGCUUUAUUUGUAGUUUCUGCCUUGUUUGACAGCUUCUUCAGGGAAGAACACAGUGAAGGGAAGAGAGAACUCUAAAGCAUGAUAGCUAUUCUGGUACCUCAGCAACCAAGCUUUUCUAGAAAUGAUUAUCCCAGCCACUAGAAUGCUCCAGCCAUUGUUCUCACCUUGAGUAUUAAAGCCUUUGAAAAGAAAUCGACUUAAGGUAUUUAUAUUCUGGCAAAAUUGGGGUUCAGAGGCUGGAUGGUAUGUGUUCCUGCUGCAUUAUUCAGUCUCAGACUUCUCCAUGAAACCUCUACCUUGUUUUUGUUUUGAUUCUACUGGUGUCAGUUGGCUAGUAGUUAAGUGUGUAAAUUCAGGAGAGAAACUGUGUUGGUUGGUCACAUCUUGAGGAGAAGGGAGAGGGACCUUAGGGGAAUAGAGAAGAGAAGACAGGCCAAACUGUGGGCUGGUUUUUAUUAUGUUACCCGCAAGAAAGAGGGCAGCUGUAUCCAGGGAAGGAAUUGGACCAAGCUGAAUUAAGCAUCUUGGGUGCAAGCAAUAUGUGUAGCAAUUCCCAGUUGCCCUGGAGAUAGACCUGCAGAAGAUAACAGUGUGCAGAGUAAGUGUCAGUUUGAGUUGCAGUUGGGUUGGAAAGUAAACAGUAAUUAGGAGAAGAAAGGUACAUGGUCUGGUUAGCCCUGCCUUGUGGGAAGGUCUAGGGGAAAGAAGAUGACAUGGGAUAAGUUAAUUUGAGCCUCUUUGCUAGAGACAGGAAGAGAGUGUGCCUCUGGGCACUGCUUCUGCUGACUGCUGGGCUUACAAGAAACACCCAAUAGAUCCUGUUGACUGUGUAUGUUGUACGCUGGUGCCCUGCCCAGAUCCCCUUACCAAAUUGGCCUGCCUGUCCCCCAGUUACUCUGAGUUUUGGCUGCUGGGUGCUCACCACUCUCCUCCUUCUCCAGACACUCUGGAGAAUUGUCCUCAGAUGAUGGAAGCUGCCUCGCUGGAGUUAUCUGCCCUCCACACCCCCUAGUCAGUGGCAUUAAUAUGGCGUCCAAAAGGCUGAUUCACUAGGUCUCAGUGGGGGAUGGGAGAACCGGUGGUUCAGUUUAUGCUCCAGAACCCUCCCUUUGUGGGUCAGGCCAGACUUUAUCUGAGACUACAUCCAUGUGUGAGUAUCACAGGGCCUCAUUAGUAGCAUUUAAGGAGUCCUCUGCAAACAGAAUCACAAAUGAAGGUCCAGGUGUAAGACUUAAUUGAGAACGAAAACUGCAGUGAAGACUAUCGUUAAUGUUUAUUGAGGAUUUACCAUGUUCUAAACAUCAUGUGCGUUACGUGGAUCAUCUUGAAUCCUCAUAUUAAUGAGAUGGUUUUACUUAGCACCCUCAUUUUACAGUUGGGAAAAACUGAAGUUUCUAAUAGUUCAUUCAGUUGCCCAAAGUCAUGCAGCCAGUAUGUGGCAGAACUAGCAUUUGAACCCAGCCAGACCACUUUGCCUCCAAAAGCUAAGCUCGUAAGCACUAACCUGUAUUAUGUCUUACAUUAUUAAACAUCAAACAUUACAAAGUGGUGAAACUCUGUUUUUGUUACCUGUAUGAAAAACUUUUGAUCCAAGAUAAUGAUAAAAUCAUAAAGUUAAAGAACCUUGAAAAAUUGUGCUGGGUCCCAUGCGAUCAUCAAACCCAACCUCCCACCUGAUGGAGGAAGCCCCAGUUUUCUGGCAUGUGUAUGUAAUAGAUGCUUAGUAACUGUUAAACUGGAGGAGACAUUGGCCUGGCAAUUGGUUAUCCAGUUUCUGCAUGAAACCCUUUCAGUAUUAGGGAGUUCAUUGCCUCCUAAGGCAGGCUCUUACAUUUUAAAACUACUCUGCUCACCAAAAAUGUCUUUCUCAGCUGAAACUAUAUUGAUCUAUAGUCUUACAGCUUUCUCUCAUUGCUCCUAGUUGCAAAAAAAAAACAAACAAAAAAAAAAACAAAACAAAAAAAAACCACCCAAAAAACACAAAAAAAAACAAAACAAAAAAUUUAAGACCUUAUGAUUUGAAUGUUUGAAAAGUUUUUUGCUGUUACUCAGUCACCACAUCCAUCAUAGCCUUCUCUUCCAAACCUCCAAACUCCUAAACAAAGUAUUAGAGUUAUACAUUUUAUUUCCUUAAGUUUGGACAAUUUAGAGCAAGAUUUGUUUACCUGAGGUGCUACUUCCUUGUCCUUUUUAACAUUAAAAUAUUGGAAAGGACUAAGGCAAAAAAGGAACAGAACAGAAUCUGUGUUCCAAUUACAUCAGUAAAUGGGUGCUUGGAGCAUGUUGGUUGAAUUGUAUAGAAGUGUUUGCUACGGUGCUGGGGCCAGAGACGAAGCCUAUGAUUGAUUCUAUAAAAAAUUUGUGUUGUUUUUACAAAAGUACCAGAACCAUCUGAGUGAGUGCAACUAGGCCCCGGUCAUUAGCUUGAGGUACUUUCCCUGCAGAAGGAACUUGUGACCUGCACCUCACAUCCAAGAGGCUAGAUGCCCCAUCGGUUUCCUAUUUCUUUCUCAUUGGCGAGGAAAUGCUUCUAAACCUUAGUCUUUUCCCCACCCUGAGGAGGAAGCUAAAUUCCCCUAGAUGUGUAGAGGAGGGCUCAAGGAGUCACCAAGACCACCGAGACCUCCACGAAUCAGGGGGAGUGGGAGGGUGGGACUGUGAGGCACUUCCAGUGGGCUUCCGGGAUGUGUAGGGGUCCUGAAGGCCUGGUGUUCUGCUCACGCUCUCGGAGCUCUGGUCUUCAGGUAGCAAAGGGGUCACGAGAUGGCCCCAGCAGGAUAUGGAGAGAAGCGCCUCUUCCCCUGCCCCCACCCAGCCCAGCUUUGUGCUUUGACAAACCUAAACGAUGGGAUCUUCCAGGAAAGGCAUUGGAAACAAAACAUAAGACCUUAGCAUUUUUGUGCCCUUGUACAGAAUCCUAGAAAGACUUCACCAGUAAGUGCAGUUCUGGUGGCUUGGACCUAAGGAGAAAGAUCAUAACCUAGAGAAGGUCCAGAAGAAGGAAACUACACAAACUAGGGGGGACCACAGAUCUGAAUCUGUCAGCUCACAUGUAGUAGAACUAAAGAGAUACUAGGGGUGCCUGGGUGGCUCAGUCGGCUGAGCGUCCGACUUCGGCUCAGGUCACGAUCUCACAGUUCAUGAGUUCGAGUCCUGCGUCGGGCUCUGUGCUGGCAGCUCAGAGCCUGGAGCCUGCUUCGGAUUCUGUGUCUCCCUCUCUCUGCUCUGCUCUCCCUUGCUCACACUCUGUCUCUCUUUCAAAAAUAAAUAAAGAUUAAAAAAAUUAAAAGAACUAAGAGAUACUAUUCAAAAUCAGAAUGAUACAGGGAGAAAAACUAAGGGUAAUAAAGAAGUACCUACAGAGAUACAGAAGAUAUAGCACAUAAAAAAUUACAGAUAUUCAAGGAUAAAUACUAAAAUGGAGGCACUAGCAUGUUUUGGAAUUGAUGUCAAGGACAGUUUUACCUCUUUACUUCUGUCUCUUGGUACCUCUGAGCAUAAUAAAUCAUGAGUUUGGUGCAGUAUAGCAACUGUUCUAUCCUUGGUGGGAAAUAGAACAAGUACAGUAUGUACCACUGAUUGUAAGUGUGACCAGGAGAAAAUAGGACCGCAUUAGCACAAACCAGUCACCGUCUAGAUAAAUUUUCAGCUUAAUCCAUUGGGGUUAAAAUCUUGUUUCUAAAAGAAACACAAAAGUUACAUUUGUUGUACAUCUGAGGAUGUGCUUCUUUCUGUGCUCAGUACCUUAGGAGGUAUGCUGGUAUACUCCAGCUGAGGUGACAAAACGCUGCAGACUGGGUGGCUUAAACAGAAAUUUAUUUUCUCACACUUCUGGAGGCUGGAAAUUAGAGAUCAGGGUGACAGCAGAGUUGGUCUACGGAGCCCUUUCUCUCCUUGGCUUGCUGACAGCUGUCUUCUUGCUGUGUCCUCAUACAGCCUCUCCUUUGUGUGCGUGCACUCCUGGUAGCCCUUCCUCCUCUUACAGGGACAUCAGUCCUAUGGAUGAGGGCCAACCCUAUGACCUCAUUUAACUUUAAUUACUCCCUUGAAGGCCUCUUCUCCAAAUGCAGUACAGUCCUCAUCUGACAGAUGAAGACUUGGAGGCACAGAGAUAUUUGACCGUGACUUGUUAUCUCUGAAAUGGAGCCUGGAGCCUGGGGUCUCUUAAAUCCUAGCCUAGAUAGUGCUCUACACUACAGUGAGAGAAAAGGUCUGCUUCUGAUGUUUUCAUAGCUUUCUAAUUAUCUUUCUGGCAGCAAGUUAUGUGAACUUCACUCCCCAUUUCAACAUCUUCCUAGAUAAAUAUGGGUGACUGGGAUGUGGAAACUUGUUUUCCCAAAGUGGUCAAUGCAAUACCAAAUUGUCCCUGGUUAAAUGGUGCUGGUGAGAUACAUGUAUUAGUUAUAUCAUCAUGAGGAGACACAAAGGAAGCAGGUAUUUGAUCCAGAAGUGGCAGGAUUUUAGAUAGACUCCUCCUAACCUGCCACGGCCCACAAGGAUGGUGCUGCUGUAAACUUGUAUCUUGGAAUUUGGCCAAAGGCCACUUGUCACUAAUCAAAAGCCAGAGACCUUGAUUGUAGGCAGGAGAAACCACACAAAGCAAUCCUUAUGGACAAAGAGAGAAGACUUGGUCUCUCCUGUCCCUUACUCAAUUUGGAUUCUAUCACAAGACCACCCUGCUGCCAGACUUUACCACCAACCCCUAAAACUCACCCUAUACUGAAGUGGGCGAACUCACUGUUUAAGCUGUUCUCAGUGUAACUCACUGAAAUUUUGCAUGACUACCUGUUGAUUACUUUGCAGUUUUCAAAUCUAUCAGACACUUGUUGCUUCUCUCUGCUUCCUUUUUACACAAUAGCUUGAAACCUUGUUAGUUUUUUAACUGUUGGUGGUACCCUGACACCUGGUUUUGCUGUAGUGAUGUCUCUGAGUUUUCAGUUUUGCUGUCCUAGUUUUUAAGGAGGGAUUUGGAAAAGUCACAAACUAUGCCCCAUCACGGUCUUCUCUCUUGUGUCCCUUUGAAAGCAAGCGAUACCUUCACCAAAAUAUCCUGACAGAGCGCCGUACAUAUGUAUCUCAUUGGCUAGAAUUAUAACACAUGGCCAUGCUUUAAAAAAAAAAAAAAAAAAACACAA